GCGUGCAGAUUUUUAAUGUUGUUUGAAAAGAUAGGGUUUCAAAAUAACAGGAGCAUCAUGUUAGAAAAGUGGAGUCUUUUCACCACGAAAUUUGGAAAAAUGAUGUGGUUCUUGAUAGCAAAACCUUUCGUCUUGUUUGCGUCGAAAUUGAAAUAUUUUCUUAACUCAUAAGCAUGUCCUUGAGUUAUUUUUAUUGCGAUUGUCUGCCAUGGCAGAAUAUUAACAUAUUGAAUAUUUGUUGUCGUGCUUUUCGCCUGGUCAUUCUUCGUGAUUUUCCUGCUUCCCGCCCCAUUUCUUGCGGUUUUUCUUCUCGUUCUAAUUUUGUUUUACGCUUGUAGUUGACUAAAAAGUCAUUAAAAUUUUAAUUUCAGGCCUUUUUUUUCUGCGUUUGAAAUUCGCGAAAUUUAAUUAGCGGCAACUUUUUUUUUCGGUGAUGACGGGUAGAGGUUUGCCAUUUGUUAUGUGGCAUAAUUGCACUGGAUGGUAAACUUGUUUCAGCCGGCCCAGUUGUUACGUAGAAGAGCGCACAGUUUUGUUAAAAUCUACGGAAUCUUUUCCCGUGUUGUUAAAAAUUAUUGCAAUUUCCCUGGAUCAUUCACGGCCAUUUACAUGACGCAUCGCAACUCAUUUCCGGCGCGAAACGGUAUCGUCAAGGCAAGGAUAGUUUUAAUUUUGCGCUGAAAACAAAUUGCAGUCGCUUUGAAAAGAAAAAGGCAGGAAAUCAGGAAAUAAGAGAAGUAUUGCGUGGCUCGUAUCUUGCAAAAUAGAUUAGUUUAUUAAUGUCAUGAAUCUCUUCGGGGAUUCUGUUGAAUAGUAUCGCGCCCCAAUCAAAAGCUAAUUUGCGUUUUCAAGUCUGUAGCAACAACAAUACCAUAAAUGUUUGGUGAGACAAGUUUUGUGAUAAAACGUGUACCGCGGAGUUUUAUCUGCGCAUUUUUAUGAUGUGAUCUUAAUUUUCCUCACGACCUCAAAUAGAAUCUAGCACGUUUCUAAGAAAGGGCAAAUAAACCAACUAACAACUUCCUACGCAAUCGGAACUCGUCGAGAUACCAGAACUGAGUAAGAGGCCAAGUUUUGCCACUAGCAGACUUCACACAUUUGCAUCUCGUGAUUGUUUUGUUGCUGUUUGACCUUUCGUAUUAGUUAAUGAAACGAAUGUACGCUUUAAGUUGUCCAUUUCUCACUUAAAAAUAAAGCCCUGCACAAUUCUUUGGAGAUAACACGACUUCAGCAGGAAUUAUGCGUGCAAAAUGUUGCUCUGUGAACAGAUGUUGCACAAUGUUCACCCGCGACGACGGAAAAACGAGUUUUCAUAUCUAUCGCUUUUCUUUCUAUUGUAAUUCGCGUCGAGUAAUAAACGAGUCGCUCACAGCGGCAAAAUGGCCGCGAAGUUCUUCACUGACUUUCAAGGAGAUUUCCGUUAGGGUAAAAUCCAAAUUAUCUAGUUGAAUUGUUUUUGAGAAGGCCGCCGUAUAACGCGGGUUUCGUUUGAAUGAUGGGUUAUUUUUUGGAGUUUAAACACAAGUUAGGCCUUGAGGUGGCAGAUUGUCAGGUCCAUGUCUUAUUAUAAUAAUGGAAAGAAGCGAAUUUAAAUAUCAAUAGCCGGUGAAGCCUUUCUUGCUUGUAGCAGGUGUGUUCUCGACUGAUUAAUAUGCGUACUUCGCCACGGUACUUUUUGUUAUGAGAAGUCGAGGCCAUGGACCAUAAUUUCUGAACGAGCUGGUUACCGCUAGCGACGUCCGUUUAAAAGGGGGAGGAAAUAGAAAAAAAAACUGUCGCUUUGACAUCAUUGGCUGUAGGCUGAUGAGUUUGUUUGGUAGUGAGUCAUCAGAAGUAACGAUCACCUUGUCAAUUUAUGCGCUCGUUUAUUUGGGUCUGUACGAUGUGGGAUUGUGAGAAGCCACACUAGCUGAGGCAACAUUAUGCCGUUUGUUAACAUCGGUUAUUGAGACCGCUUGUGUUCCGCGAAGGUUUCGUUCGCCCGCUCAAAGUUCUUCGCCGUUCACCAUUUUGAAAUGCGGACAGGCAGUCUUGAGGUAAUAUCUGGUGCUUUCUACAGGGAUGGAUAAGGAUAAAGAUGCAGCAACAGCAGCAAAGAAGACAGGCGACUCGUCCCUGGAAAUGCCAAACCCGGCAGAUAAUGAAAGAUUGUCCUAUUUGUCCCAAAAGGCGCGCUCCAUGUCUUUGUAUGGAAGUCAAUUUCUUCAAGAAGCGAGAAGUCCCACACAUGCCUUGUUUUGCUUGUCAGAGACAAACCCGAUCCGUGAACUAUCGAAAUCCAUCGUGGUGUCGAAAGUGUUUGAAUAUUUUAUUUUGCUUGCUAUCGGAGCCAACUGUAUCGUGCUGGCCUUAAACACUCCACUUCCUAAUAACGAUCGUACAGACAUGGCCCAGCAACUGGAAGACGCAGAAUAUUAUUUUGUGGGGAUAUUCUGUGUCGAGGCGCUGCUUAAGAUAAUGGCCUUUGGCUUCGUGCUUCACCCGGGUUCCUAUCUUAGAAAUGGCUGGAAUAUUUUGGACUUCGUCGUUGUUGUGGUUGGUAUCAUAAGUAUUCCAGAAGUCAAUAAAAGACUAAAUCUCAGGUUGGAUGUGAAAGCGUUAAGAGCAGUGCGAGUGUUACGACCUCUUAAACUCAUUUCCGGUGUUCCAAGUCUUCAAGUUGUGAUGAAAUCUAUAGUUCGAGCCAUGGUGCCUCUUCUCCAAAUCUUGCUUCUGGUCUUGUUUUGUAUUCUCAUUUAUGCAAUUAUAGGUUUAGAAUUUCUCAAAGAUAAAUUUCACACGACCUGCUUUGACAUUGAAACGGGUGCCAGACAGACGAAUGAUAAGCCAUGUGACGCAGGGCCCUUUCCUGGAGUUAGGAAGAUUUUUCGUGGUCGAGAUUGUCUGUCUGGUUAUAAUUGUACCGAAUAUUGGAUAGGCCCAAACGAUGGUAUCACGACAUUUGAUAAUAUUGCGCUUGCAAUGUUAACAGUCUUCCAGUGUAUUACAAUGGAGGGAUGGACGUCGAUAAUGUACAAGACAUUUGAUGCAAUGGAUGAAGAUGGCUAUCUGUAUGCCUGUUAUUAUGUUUCACUUAUCGUAAUUGGUUCUUUUUUCGUCCUUAACCUUGUUCUUGGAGUUUUGAGUGGCGAGUUUGCAAAGGAGAGAGAACGUGUGGACACUCGGCGUAAGUUCUUUAAAGUUCGUAGACAGCAGCAGCUGAACCGUCAGGUGGACGCCUACAUGUCGUGGAUAGCCAAGGCUGCGGAAUCGGCAGCGGAUGAAAACUACAGCAGAUCUAAACAUCUCAGCUUGAACGACUCACAAUCACAACUCGUUACCAAUGACAUGGUCAGUAAUCCUGGAAGAGUAGUUGCGAGAAGAGAGGGAAACUGUUACCGAGUCAAUAUGCCCGAGAGAGUCGGCGUGCUCCAGCGGUUUAUACAGUGGCAGCAUAGAUUUUCGAUAAAGGUGGGUCGCAUGGUCAAGACACAAGCAUUUUAUUGGACGGUACUGGUUUGUGUGUUCUUGAACACCAUUGUGCUGGCUGUGGAGUAUUACAAUCAACCCAAGUGGCUUACUGAGUUUCAGAAAUACGCGGAAAUUGUGUUUUUAACGUUCUUCUUCGUGGAGAUGGUUCUUAAAAUCUAUGGUCUUGGAUUUCAUGUGUACUUCAGUUCAAGUUUUAAUUGUUUUGAUUGCGCUGUUGUAUGUUCUGGAUUUUUGGACCUUAUACUUGAUACAGUUGAAGGUAUUAAACUUGGCAUUAGUGUACUCAGAUGUCUUCGUCUUCUUAGAGUCUUCAAAGUCACGAGACACUGGCGGUCGCUAAGGAACCUCGCUACUUCUCUCGUGAGUAGCAUCAAGUCGAUCGUGAGCCUGAUUUUCCUGUUAUUCUUGUUUAUCCUGAUUGCUGCUCUCCUUGGCAUGCAGAUCUUUGGUGGCAAGUUUACCAAACAACCACAAACCAACUUUGAUAAUUUCCAAAACGCCAUGUUAGCUGUCUUUCAGAUACUUACAGGGGAAGACUGGAAUUCUGUCAUGUACAGUGGCGUGAUGGCACUUGGCGGACCACACAACCCAGGAGGAAUCUUAGCAAGCUUGUAUUUUGUACUUCUCGUUAUCUUAGGAAACUACACGCUGCUUAAUGUGUUCUUAGCCAUCGCUGUCGACAACUUAGCAAACGCGCAGAUCUUAACAGAGGACGAGGAGAACGAAAAACAGGAGAGAGAACUAAAUCGUGCUCGUAACAAACAGAGGUACACUCACAAAGGCAAGGGCUGGGGGAAAGCUGGCGCCAAACUUCCUGUGGUAAUGGCUAUCAAUCACUUUGUCCGCAAGAGGAAUGGGAACGCGCAACCUUCAGCUGAGGAUCCGCCCACUACUGCUUGUCCAGCCCCUCAGAAUAGCACGACCUUGGAGAAUGGGGAAACUGGUGUGCCAAUGUCAUCGUCUCUGAGAAGAAAGAUCAAGUCAUACAUUCGAGAAGCAAGUAUGUACGAGAAGGCAGAGGACAGAAACGGCACGGACGUAGCAGAAUCCGGGGAGCCCUCAGGGACACGAAGUGAAGGAGGCGACAGAACACGACGGAUUAGAAGGAUGAGGAGAGGGAGGAAUGAAGUUAAUGGAGACACGGAAAGGGAAGAGGAUGAUGAAGAUGAAGAUGAUCAGCCAGUAAGUCGCAGAAAUUUCAUGAAGAUCCUGAAGACUGGUGGCCGGUUUGGUAAACGUCGGCGGCCUUCUCGAAAAAAGAAACCCAUCAUUAAAACCAAAACGUUGUUCAUAUUUGGCCCAGAGAACAGAUUUCGACGGCUGUGCCACCGGAUUGUGAAUUUACGACAUUUUGACAACUUUAUGCUUGUUAUCAUCAUGCUGAGCAGCAUCUCCAUCGCCAUUGAAGAUCCGGUGAACGAUAAUUCCAAACGGAACGAGGUGCUGAUGUACUUCGACUACGUUUUCACGGCAAUAUUUGCCUUAGAAGUAAUAAUAAAGAUUGUAGAUGUCGGUGUCAUUUUUCAUAAAGGCGCUUACUUCCGUGAUUGGUGGAACGUCAUUGAUGCUCUGGUAGUGUCUUUCAACAUGGCGUCUCUCAUUUUAGUGCAAACGGACACUUCUGGAGAUGGCCGUUCUGUGAUUAAAGCCCUCCGAGUGUUCCGUGUCUUAAGACCGUUUAAAGGAGUGCACAAAAUUAAGAAGUUACAGGCUGUAUUUCGUUGCAUGUGGUACUCGGUAAAGAACGUUGCCAAUAUCUUGAUGAUUACGGCGUUAUUUUUGUUCAUCUUUGCUGUUAUGGGCGUACAACUUUUCAAAGGGAAGUUUCAGAACUGUAAUGACGAGUCCAAGCUGUGGAAGGAAGAAUGCCAAGGGCAGUAUUUCAUUUUCGAUUACGAUGAAUUCACUCAACGGGAGGAAGUUUCCAAGGUGAAAGACCGAGAGUGGGAAACAAAAGCUCUCAACUUUGACAACGUGUUUAAAGCGAUGUUGACUCUGUACACCUCGUCAACUGGUGAAGGUUGGCCCAGUGCUAUGCAGGCCACCAUGGCCACAACAGAAGUAGACAAAGGCCCGAUCCCGAACUACAGCCCCGGUUACGCUCUUUAUUACAUUAGCUUUGUUGUGGUGUUCUCUUUCUUCUUUCUCAACAUCUUUGUAGCGUUGAUCAUCCUCACCUUCCAACAGGAGGGUGAGAGAGAAAUUGCCAGUUGUGAGCUGGACAGGAACCAGCGUGAUUGCAUUCAGUUUGCACUGACUGCUAAGCCUGCGCAGCGGUACAUGCCAGCUGACCACAAGAGUUUGCAGUACAAGAUCUGGGUCCUGGUGAUGUCAAAGCCUUUUGACACAUUCAUUUUGGUGUUGAUAGCUCUCAAUACGGGCGUUCUUAUGUCCCAGCAUUACAAGCAAGGCGAGCAAUUUACAGACAUUCUUAUGUAUCUGAACAUUGCCUUCACUAUUCUCUAUAUUGUAGAAGCUGGACUUAAGUUUAUCGCUCUAAGACUGAAUUAUUUUCGAGACUAUUGGAACAUUUUUGACUUCAUCGUUGUUUUGGGAGGAUUGCUUGAUGUUGUCGUGACUGUGGUGGAUAGAUUUUUCAAAACGGGGGGAGAUAACACGCUCGGCAUUGGAAUUGAUCCCAGCAUGUUUCGUUUAUUUCGUGCGGCAAGACUUAUCAAACUUCUUCGACGAGGCUACACAAUCAGAAUACUCUUGUGGACAUUUCUUCAAUCUUUUAAGGCUCUUCCUUACGUCACGCUUCUGAUUAUGUUGAUGUUCUUCAUGUAUGCCGUCAUAGGGAUGCAGCUUUUUGGGAAAAUCGAGCUAGACGAAGAUGGGGAAAUCAACGCUAAUAAUCACUUUCGAAACCUUCUUGAGGCUUUGCAAGUUCUGUUCAGAUCGGCGACCGGGGAAGACUGGCAUAAAAUCAUGCGGGCGUGUUAUGAUGAUGCUAAGUGUGAUCCUCAAGUGGACACGGAAAAAUAUGGCUCAACUUGUGGCACUACAGUCGGCGCCAUUUUAUACUUCUGCUCUUUUAUAUUUCUCUGUAUGUUCUUGAUGUUAAAUCUGUUUGUAGCUGUUAUCAUGGAUAACUUCGAAUACCUUACUCGUGACGAGUCCAUCCUUGGUCCGCAUCACUUAGACGAGUUUGUCCGCGUGUGGUCUGAGUUCGACCCCGCCGCCACCGGAUGUAUUCACCACAGCGAAAUCUACAAGGUGAUGUGUAGCAUGUCUCCUCCUGUUGGCUUUGGUAAAAAAUGCCCAAAGAUCGUUGGUUAUAAGCGCCUGAUCAAGAUGAACAUGCCGCUGAACGAGGAUAACACGGUGUCAUUCAGUACCACCCUCUUCGCUCUCAUUCGAACGUCACUGAACAUCAAGCUACGCGGAAACAUGAAUGCAAAUGAUACUGAAUUAAGGAGAAUGAUCAAACGAGUUUGGCCUAAAACAUCACAAAAAGUGCUCAAUAGUUUAAUACCUAAACAGUUAGAGCUAAGCUGUCAACAGAUGACUAUAGGAAAGAUUCAUUGUGCAAAGCUUAUACACGAGAACUACAAAUACCUUAAAAGAAAAGGCACUCAACCAGAAAGGGUUGAAAGGGAAGAAGAAAGAAGAGCUGCAAAUUCUAAGAGAGGUCUUUUCUCUAAGUUGGUGGGAUCUCUUCGACGCAAUAGGAGACCGAAUACAGGAAGAGAAAACAUAGAACUCGGGAAUAUGGAGAGACGAAGAAACAGAGCUUACACCAGUGACGCUAGACUUAAUGUGGCACGACGUCUUCCCAGACAAGCUAGCAUGGACCUCAAACGGCAUAGCAGUUGGGGCCCAAGCCCGAAGUUGAAUGGCGACGUUAACAGAAAUGGAAUGCAGCCUCACCCAGACUCCUCUCGUGCUGUGAUGGAAGCUUCGGUACCCUGCAGUGUAGCCACACCAAAUGUUGCGGAGCAGUUCAAAGAUCAGGCCGUUUUACCCGCCGCUUACCUAACACCAACCACUAGAAGGAGCGACAAAGUUCUUGUCGAGGGAGCUUCUUUAGAUCUGGACAGUUCAAGCGACAGUGAUACAGGAGUGGAAAUGGAUAAAGACCGGCCUCAAGUGAAGCAGGAUCCAUAUUUCGAUGAUAUGAUAACGCGUAUCAACGUUCAGCUAGAGGAAGCUGUGGCUCGCGGCACAAGCCCUUACGCUAUAUAUGGGCUGGAAGACGACGAUGCAGAUGACUGGUGCUGAGAGAGAUUGUUUCCUCUUGUGAAACUGAAUGUGCAUAUGGCCGCUCGCAGUGCUGGCAGCUGACUCAGAUCAAUCUACCAUUCCCCAAUGUUCGAGUAUUAGUGAAACGAACUCCAAAUACACACAACGUUUCUUGUGCAAGCCGCAUGAACGCUCGCUCGAUGUUGAGAUUUUUCAAGCCCUCUUUUUUAAAUGGUCAAUCGUGAUGUAAUCACUUCGACGGUCUUCAGACCUAGAAAAACACACUCAAGAAAAUAACUAACGUCCGUGCAUUAAGUCUCCUUGGUUUUGAGACUGACAUUGUUGAAGGCGACAAAACUGAGGGGAGUCUUUGGGAUAAACAUUGUUAUUCUUUCCUACGGCUAUGGAAUGGGACGCAAAUCAAUUAUUGACUAAGAACUGGUUGGAUCCAAAGAUUACAAUUAAGCUUUGUGUAGCCUCACUCUUGUGAGAGGCCACGCGUACAGUGGAGCCUCGAUUUAACGAACCUCUAUUUAACGAAGUCCUCGAUAUAACGAACGAUAUUCUAUGUCCCGGCCAAA
Molecule: messenger RNA, 8234 nt
Organism: Orbicella faveolata
Lineage: Eukaryota; Metazoa; Cnidaria; Anthozoa; Scleractinia; Merulinidae
Product: voltage-dependent L-type calcium channel subunit alpha-1D-like
Biological process (GO): calcium ion import across plasma membrane
Cellular component (GO): voltage-gated calcium channel complex; membrane
Molecular function (GO): high voltage-gated calcium channel activity
Source: RefSeq, a predicted model, not a curated record